GUCAGAGCAUGGUACUUCAUUUUCGUGGCAUAAUAAACAAUCGUAGCAAGUGGGUUCGAGAAAUAGACAGUGUAUACUUAUCGAGUUUCCGUAUCAUUAAAUUUUGGUUUUAAUAAAAAUAUAAAGGAGUGAUUAAUUUUUAAUAUAUAUAUAUACACGCGUAUACAUAUAUAUAUCUAUAUAUCUAUAUGGCUAUGUACAUAUAAAAAUAGCGUACAAGAUGAAUCCAUCGAUUUUUUGUAAUCCUUUUAAAAAUGGUUUUAAGUCGAAAUGAUAAGAGAAAAAGGAAGGAAGGUGAUCUGGUUGAUCUCAUGGAGCCCGUUUCAGAAUCGCCGAAAAGAGCUAAAGUUCAUGCACAAAGGAAAUUUGCACAAGGUGCCACAACAGUUUUUAAUCUACCGCCCACACCUAUAAAGGAUAAAGAAAAAGCUAAGCCUGCUGUUAUAACAGAAUUGAUUACUCAUAAACGCCCUAAUACAGAAGACUUUUUAACAUUUCUGUGUUUUCGAGGAACGUCACUUUUACCACCGAGUCUAAAUUUUUUUAAUAUUGGAACCAAAAAGGAAAAACAAACCUCUAAAUUUUCAUCUAAUGUAACAGGAAAGACUACAACUUCAACUACUGUAGUAACAGAACAAAAAUCUGAUUUAUUAAAUCAAAAAAAUAUUAAUAAAGUAAAAGCUCUUGUAACGGAAAAAAAAGAUGUGCCUAAUGAAAUUCAGAAAAAUGUUAACAAAUUUAAAACUACAGCAUGUACAGUUCAAGCACUGAAGAAAAAAUAUCAAGAACAACGUCUUGCAAAACAGAGGAUUAAAAGAAAAUUUAAAAGUUCUUGUAUAAUACGCACAAGAUCGUGUUCAGAACGAGCUGUAUUGAAACCAGGAAGUACACUGACUUCUAACAAAUUUCUUACCAAAUUUGAGAGUAAAAGACACAGCUUAAGAAGCAGCUCUCUCAUAAAUAAAUCUAAGAAGGAAUCUCCUAGAACCAAACCUGUUUUAGUAAAGCCAAAGAGGAAAAUUCUCAUAAAAGAGAGAAAUAGUGAUACAUCUAAUCAAGAUUCAAUGAAUGAUGAAGAAGAAUUAUCUUUAGAAAAAUCGAUUUCACAUAUAAAACGUUCAAUGCAAAAACCAGUACAAAAAAGUAUAUGUACUAGGAGUAAAACAGAAAUGCGAAGAGUAACUCGAUCUCAUAGCCAGCGAACAUCUCCAAAAGAUCUUUCGCGUAGACCUACGAGAAAGACAAAAGAAGCAGCAGCAGUAUAUAUGGAAAUUCUUGGAAGAAAGUUAGUGAGUCCUGAUUUAGAUAAUGACGAUAAUCUUUCUGUUGACAGUUUUCCAGAAUUACCAAAUGCUCGUAAAAUAGCACAAACAGAAAAUGAAAUUAAAGCUAAAAUCAAACAGUCAACAAAUAAAUCUACUGGAAAAACUAAAGAUACAAGAUCCACUGCUCCUACUAAUAUGACUAAACGCUCGGAUAAAGAUGUAUCUAAUAAAAUUGCUCUUAAAAAUAAAAGAUUAGUAAAAGUGCAAAAAUAUUCUGAAACAGAAAGCGAUGAAGAGUCAGAGAAGUCUGUUGAAACUAAUAAUGCAAGACCUAUUACCAGACAAAGUUUAGGUAAAUUAAAUAAACCUAUAAGUCGUAGUCUUAGAUCUUCUUCUAAAAAUUUAGUUACAAAAUUAGAGUCUCAAAAUAAUACAAGUUCUAAAAUAAAAAAUCAAAAUUUAGCGAAAUCUAAUAAAGAUAAAUUAGCACUAAAACGUAAACGUAAUCAAAGUGCUAGUAAAGAAUUAACAAAUAAACCAAAUGAAUCUAAUCAAAAAGAUGUAAAAAAGAAUAGUAAUGAAGACAAUUCUGGUUCGGAUGAAGAAACAUUAGGAAUGAUUUUGAAUAAAUUAAGAAAGAAAAAGACCUGUAGUAAUGAAGAUAAAUUAAGUAUUAGUACUUCUGAAAAAAUGAAAGAAAGUAAUGAAUGUUGUACAAAGAUGUGUGGUACUAAAUUAGAUUUAUCUAAAAUAUCAGAUGAUGAGGAAUCAUUUCGUGGAUUUACUAAGAAAGCAAUUUCAACGGUGUUAAAUUCAUGUCAUACACACGCAAGCGCAAAUCUUCUCGUCACCGAAGAAGACAAUGGUAAUUCAGAUACGCUUAAAACACAAAAUGCAUCGCGUGAUGAAAAUUCAUUGCUGGUACAAAAAAACAAUGUUUCAAGAAACAGUACUUCUUCGCCAAUUACAACUAUACAAGAGCAGGAAACUGCAUCAGAUUUACCUACUUCAGUUCAAUUACAGAUACCAAUGUUACAAAAGACAAAAGAAAAUCAAUGUAAUCAUGAAAAUAUGCAAUCUAAAAAUAUUGUUGAUAUACCUUUGUCGACUUUGCACAUGAGAAAAGAAAGAGUCAAUAUGUCUACUGAACAAAUUGAAAAGUGGCUAAAUGAAAGUUCACUAGCCAAGGAAGAAAGUAAAUUAGAAAUGGAAAAUAUUCCUAGUUUUAAAUAUAAUGAACCUAUUAUUAAUACAGAUAAAUUAAAAACUGAUGUUUCACAUUUAUCUAUACCGACCAAAAUUCAACAUUUAGUAAGACCCGUUAACGUAACACUUUCCAAAUUAGCUGAUAAAGCAAGUUCAAAGGAUCAUUUAAUACUACAGGAAAAACAUACUUCUUCAUUCUUAUUGGAUUCUCAACUUAUGGACCUUAAAUAUCAAAAUAUUCAAAAUAAUAAGAUUAAAUUAGAUAAUAAUAUGAAAGAUAUCAUUAAAGAAGAUAAUUCUAAAUUACAUAAAGCUCCAUCUUUUGGAGGAUAUAGUGGGAAAGCUUCCAAAUCAGAUCUCACUUUAAUAGAGUCUACUCUUAAUAAUUCUACAGAGAAAAAAUCACAAGGAGAAAAAAAAUCCAUAUUUCAAGCACGAAAAGGAUUUUUACCUAAGAUUAAAGAAAGAAAAGUUACGACUAAUUCCAAUGCAUUUUCUCCUGAAAAUGAGAGUAGUGUUUAUGCAUUUGAAAGUGAUACUGAAGUACCUGUUAAUACACCUUUCAGAAGAAAAUUCCGUGAUUGUUCUAAGUCAUCUAUGGAUAUGACUAUAUCAGAACAAAAAAUGUAUGAAACAACAGAGGAAAUUACAAAAAAUCAUCUUAAUGUAUUAAAAGAUCAAGAUGAAGUUGUUAGUCCUAGUAUAAUUGCUACCACCAACACUGUCACUACUAAUAUUGUUAGUACUACAACAAAUAGUACUCCUACAUGUAGUACUACUACUACUACAACAAAUAGUACUCCUACAUGUAGUACUAUUACUACAACAAAUAGUACUCCUACAUGUAGUACUAUUACUACAACAAAUAGUACUCCUACAUGUAGUACUACUACUACCUCAUGUAGUACUACUACUGCCUCAUGUAGUAAUACUACUGCUUCAUGUAGUACUACUACUGCCUCAUGUAGUACUGCAGUCACAAAUACUACAAUGGAACUUGAAAAUAAUGAAAUAAAAAAUAAACCAAAUUCAUCAUUAAACAUAAACAAUCUUGAACUGCCUCAAAAUUUUGUAAAUUUGACUAAUGUACAAGUUCUAUCUCUCGAUAAAUUGACCACUUCUUGGAGUGAUGUAAAUUGUAGUACUUCAAUAGCCGUUCAAGUUAAUUUUGAUGACUGUGUGCAAAAACAAGAGCAAGAAGAAACAAAUGUGACUCAACAGAAAAGCAUGGAGAUAUCUACUCAGACUGACAUUAGUAAUAUGAACAAUGACAAUGAUGGUCAGUUGUUUUACAUUCCAUUGCAAGCAGUUACAAGAGCUGGUCCCAACUUGAUUCCAAGUCAGCAAUUAAUACAAGGUGUCGCUGUUAAAUUAGGUACAGAAGGACCAACUGGACCUAAUCAAAGAGUUCUUCUACGUGCAAAAUUAGUUACUAAACCACCUCUAUCGAUCGCUCGUUGUCCUCCUGUAGGAACGGUACAACCAACAACUCGUACAACACAAAAUUCCACCACAUUAACAACAGAAGGUCCAACUCAAUCUACGUCAUCGACUGAAUCAAAUACUGCAUCAAACGUUGCAUCAAACAUUACAUCAAAUACUACUAAUUUAAUAAUGGCUCCAACUAUUGUUACCUCUGAAUUUUCUAUACCUUCGCCAACAAAAUCGCAAGAUGUAGUAUCAGGGACAAAUAAACAAAAUAAUACAACAAAGUUGAACAAUAGUACAGAAAAAAUCGUGAAAUUGCCAAAAAGUCAAAGAGAAAGAAAAUCAUCUGUAGACUCUACUAAAAUAGGCAGGAGAUCUCAAGCAAAAUCACGACAAAGGGGAUCUGACGUUUCUUCCGUAACUAACAGUACACUUUCAAGUGGAAGAAUUUCAAGUAGCGAUGCAUGUCUAGUAGAAGCACCAACGUUUCAUCCAUCAGAAAAAGAUUUUCAGGAUCCCUUGGAAUAUAUUGAUAAAAUUAGACCUGCUGUUGAAAAGUUUGGAAUUUGCAGAGUUAUUCCACCUCCUAAUUUUAAGCCAGAAUGUAAAGUAGCCGACGAUAUGCGAUUUACUGCAUACAAUCAAUAUGUACAUCGCAUGCUUCAUAGAUGGGGUCCUAAUGUGAAAGAAAUGAUGGCUAUAAAAAAGUAUUUAGCAACACAAAGCAUAACGCUUACUCGUUCACCAUGGAUUGGUGGCAUGGAAGUUGAUUUGCCACAUCUAUAUCAAACAGUUCAAAGUUUAGGUGGUUUAAAAGAAGUUAUUGAAAAGAAAAAAUGGCAAAAGGUAGCAGAUGGAAUGAAAAUACCGAAAUCUGCGCAGGAUCGUGUCACUAAAUUAGAUGAUGUUUAUUGUAAAUAUUUAUUGCCAUAUGAUACAUUGUCACCAGAGGAACGAAGUAAAUUAUUCGAUGAAGUUGAAGCUGAAUGGUUAAAAAGAGAAAAUAAAACAUUGCAAAUGCAAGAUACAUCUGCAACUGAUAAUGAAGAUGAAGAAGAUGAUGACACCUCAGAUGAAAUUGAGGAGUGCAUCGUGAAAGGCAGGAAUAUGCCUCUGAAUGCCUACUACCGAAUUGCACGAAAUACUCUACGCAUGUGGUUCGGGGAAAACCGCCGUUCUAGAAACGAGUCUGAAGGAGCAUCUGCGAAUGAAGUUGAAUCUGCAUUUUGGAAACAUGUAACAGAAAGAAAGCGUCACGUCUGCGUGCAUGCAGCAAGCAUUGAUUCAAGCGGUCGUGGUUUUGGUUUUUCUGUUGCCAAAAAUAGUCCAUUUGCAAAACAUCCAUGGAAUCUCAAAGUUCUUACCAACAAUGCAGGAUCGGUAUUAAGAGCUUUAGGACCAUUAAUGGGUGUAACUGUACCAACGUUACAUGUUGGUAUGUUAUUUACUGCUUGUUGCUGGUAUCGCGAUCCUCAUGGCCUUCCAUGGAUCGAGUAUUUGCAUACAGGUGCUAAAAAAAUAUGGUAUGGUAUACCAGACGAACACAAUAAUAAUUUCAAGGAAGCUUUAACAAAAAUGUUACCACAAUAUUGUAAAAACAAAACGAUAUGGUUACCCUCCGACACUGCUAUGGUACCACCAGAAUUAUUAGUUAGCAAUGGUGUAUCUUUGUGUCAGACAGUUCAAGAGCCUGGACAAUUUAUUAUUGUAUUUCCAAAAGCAUUUACAUCCAGUAUAUGUACAGGAUAUGUGGUAUCAGAAAGUGUUUACUUUGCACAACCCUCUUGGUUAGAAACUGCGGAACAAGUAUUCAAAGAUAUACAGGACAGUUGUGAGCCCUCAAUUUUUUCAUUUGAAAGAUUAUUAUUUAAUAUUAUUAAUGAUUCACGAUCUAAUAUAGAUAUAUUGAAACAAAUUUUACCAAGUGUUAUAAAGAUUCGUGAAAGAGAAAUUGAUCAUCGCAAGCAAUUAAAAUGUUUGGGUCUCACCAAUAAAGAAAGAUUACCCUUACCUACUUGUGGUAAACGUGGAAAAGGGAGAAAGGUGAAAGAAGAUGAUGGAGAUUUUGAAUGUGAAACUUGUAGAGCAAAUUUAUUUGUAUCCUUGGUAAAUAAUUCACAAGAUGAUAGUGUUUAUUGUUUAGUACACGCGUUACAAUUGCUUACCAAAAAUAAAUCAAUUUUAAAAAGCUGUACAUUAAUGUACACAUAUAGUGAGAUCGAGUUGGAUGAGUUAAUUCAUAAAUUGGAGGAUAAAAUUGAAGCCAAAUCUAAGAAAAUUAAUCAAAUUAAACAAAAUCCUGAAGAUUCUACACACUCAUAUACACGUAAGAUAAGAAGAUAAAAUUAAUGGGAUUUCGUAUUAGAUAUAAAUAAUAUUAUACAUUGAAAUUCCAAGUAAAAAUUUCAAGUCUUUGUUUUUGAUAAUCUUUGAUUCAUCUUCGAUAACGUCCGAGAUAAGCUUUGCAAUUUGGACAGGUAUGAUGUACGUCCAUACAUUCGUCAAUACAGCAAGGAAUUAAACAGCAACCAAACCAACAACUGGAAAAAAUAUUCAGUCAUAUAUGAUUUAUUUUAUUUUCCUUGUAGAUCAAAUAACAUUUUAAAUAUACAUACCCAAGUAAAGCUAUUACAACUCCAGAAAUAUAAGCAAUCAUGCCAGGUUCUGUUUUCGUUGUAGAUUCGAUUUCAGCUUGACAAUGUGGACAAAUUGUAUGAGUUGGUCCCGGUCCCAUAGGAACAAUAGUAGUUACAAUAGUUGGUCCUUGUGCAUCUGUAUUAACAAAAUUAUUUAUUAUGACGUAUUUAUGUUAAAAAAUAUAUAAUAUGGAAUUAAAUGAUUAUAUUCAAACUCACAGAUAUCAGCAGAUGUAAAUGGACUAGCAGGUGGAACACCUCCUACAGUUUGACUAUAAGAUGGAGGUGCGUAUGGUGGAGGUUCGUAUGGUGGUGGUGGAGUAUUUUUGUUCAUUUUGUACUAGAUUAACUAUAUAUAAUUUAUAUUACUAUAUGUGAUAUAUAUUAAUUAUAUAUAUAUAUAAAAGAAAAUAUUAAGACAAUAUCAAAAAUGCACGAAAAUUUAUUUUCAUAAAAAAAAGAAAUAAUUUUAGAUCUAUUUAGAGACAAAAAGAAAAUAUUUACAUUUUAAUUUAACUAUAUCUUACAUUCUAUUUUGAGUCAAUUAAUAUAAAAAAGCUAAAUAUCAUAGGCAUGGAACAUAUGUCAUUUUAUGUUGUUUUUGAUAUUCUCAGUUACAUAAUGCUAAAACUAGAUAUGAUAACAUUGUAUAGACAUUACAUUAAGUCUAAAUUUUUAUAGUCAGUUUCUACGAAAUUUGUAUAAAUCAAGGUUUUUAAAAACACGAAUUAUUAUAAGCAGCAAAUAGAAAGGAAAAAAAUUGCAUAUUAUUAAUUUCGAUUAUUUCGUAAUUUCUUUAAUAAUAUGACAAUAUUUUUUGAAUAAAAUUCGUAAUAUAUAUUCAAACAAGAGAGGACAUGUAAAAAUCGUCAUUUUUUAAUCGAAAUUACAAUAAGGAAGAUAAUAAAAUAUUAUUAACAAGUGUCAACGCCCAAAAUUUCAUACACCGACAUAAAUCACAUUAACAUGUGUAGUUACCACACUUGUGUAAUAACAAGCAUAUGAGUAAUCAGUUAUUUUUAGAAGAAGUAUUACCGCUAAUUUUUUCAAACUUCUACACUAUACGUAAUUACAAGUACUUAUUAAAUUCUUUUUCUGCAUAUUACAAAAUCUUAAUAAUAACAAACUAUGUGAUUAAAUAUUUAAUGAAAUUUCAUUCACAUUUAUACAUUUCAAAGUUCUCAAAAAUUUAUUCUAGGUCGAUCUAUUUGCAAAUAUUAACAUACAUCAAAUCAUACGAAUAAAUAA
Molecule: messenger RNA, 7783 nt
Organism: Vespula vulgaris
Lineage: Eukaryota; Metazoa; Arthropoda; Insecta; Hymenoptera; Vespidae
Gene: Jarid2
Product: serine-rich adhesin for platelets
Exons: 14
Coding region: 255-6242 (1995 amino acids)
Biological process (GO): chromatin remodeling
Cellular component (GO): nucleus
Molecular function (GO): histone demethylase activity; DNA binding
Source: RefSeq, a predicted model, not a curated record